Adineta ricciae is the source of this 3396-nucleotide messenger RNA. The record is from the annotation of a GenBank genome assembly. Lineage: Eukaryota; Metazoa; Rotifera; Eurotatoria; Adinetida; Adinetidae.
AUGAUGGCGUCGACGACUGAUCCUGACGAAGAACAGCAUCAUACAUUAAUUUCAUUUGAUCGAUUAUCAAAUCAUGUCAAAUUUCAUGAUGAUAUUUCGACUUUAUCAAGAAAAGCUAGCAGCAUUCAAGAAGAUUCACCAUCGACAUCGAGAAAAGUUCCAUUUGGUAUCUUUAACACGAAAGAAAUAAAAAGCAACGGAAGACUAUACUCAAUGAACUCACUAUCGUCGAUUGAAAAAAGUGGCCGAUUUGUCGUGGUGAAAUCAGCCGAAGUACCCGACAUUAAUGAUAACGAUGGAAAUAAUGGCACCAACGAUCGAACGCCCUUACAGACUGGACUAGAGUCUGAUGUUACAUUGAAAUUGAAUGAAAGUCUCUAUGAAGAACGUGAGCAUCGACCGCGUACUGUACUUGAUCAGUUGUAUAAUUACAAAGGUGGAAUCGUACCGAAUGCUGUGGAAGCAGAGAAAACAACUGUCAGUCAACAGAAAUCGGCGAAUCUUGGCACUAUAUUUGGUGUUUAUCUUCCCUGUGUUCAAAAUAUCUUCGGUGUGAUUGUCUUUAUUCGUUUAUUUUGGUUGAUUGGUAUCGCCGGUGCACUCCAAACAUUGCUAAUCGUGUUCAUCUGUAGUUCAUGUACUCUCCUGACAGCUAUUUCAAUGGCAGCUAUCGCUACAAAUGGCAUUGUACCAGCGGGUGGCGCGUAUUUCAUGAUAUCUCGGUCACUUGGACCUGAAUUUGGUGGUGCCGUUGGAAUCUUAUUUUAUCUCGGAAAUACAUUUGCGGCAUCAAUGUAUAUUGUUGGUGCGGUGGAAAUAGUUGUCAAAUAUAUGUGUCCAGAAAAAUGUCGUCUCUUUGGAGAUGAUGUUGAAAAGCCAGAAAUCGCGUUUAAUCAUUAUCGUAUAUAUGGUACUUUACUUCUUCUGAUGAUCGGCGCAUGUGUACUCAUUGGCAUUCGAUUUGUAACGAAAAUUGCGCCCCUGUCAUUAUGUGCUGUCUUGAUUUCAAUUGUGGCUAUCUAUGCAGGCGUUAUCAAAAGUUCGUUUAGUCCUCCUGAUCUUCCUAUCUGUCUUGUUGGCUACGAUCCACCUCAUCUGAUCAAGUCGAAUAUUUUGUACAAUAAUAUUUCUGGCUAUUGUCAUGGAAAGAAGUGGUGUCGUGAAGGAAAUCAGGAUGUCUUAUGUCCACUAUAUGCAUCUCUGUGUAGUAAAACGACGAAUACAUUAUGUGUACAUGAUGGAGACAAUGUACGUGAUGUCCGCAUAGAAUCAGGUGUACCUGGAUUGAAACAAUGGCAGCUGUCAGAAAAUCUCUUUUCACAUUAUCGUGCCGAAGGUGAAAUCGAACAUGAUAUCAAAGGUGACUCCACAUUCGAAGUCGUGGCACAAGAACUCACAACAUUUCUAAUUCUUGUCGGAAUUUACUUUCCGUCAGUUACAGGAAUUAUGGCCGGUUCGAACCGUAGUGGUGACCUGCGCGAUCCAAGUCGAAGUAUUCCACGCGGAACUAUUGCUGCUAUCUUGACAACCUCAGUUAUUUAUUUAUCGAAUGUCAUUUUUCUUGCUGCUUGUGUCCAUGGUUCACUACUGAGAGAUAAAUUCGGUGAUAGCAUCAACAAACAGCUGGUGGUCGCAGUUCUGGCUUGGCCAAGUAAAUGGGUAAUCAUGGUUGGAGCAUUCUGCUCGACUGUUGGAGCUGGUUUGCAGACUCUAACAGGAGCACCGAGACUAUUGCAAGCCGUAGCUAAAGAUGAUUUAAUACCAAUACUCAGGCCAUUAGCAAAAUCAUAUCGAGGUGAACCAGUACCGGCACUUUUUCUUACCUUAUUUGUCUGUGAAUGUGGAAUCUUAAUUGCUGAUGUCGAUAAACUUACAGCACUACUCUCUAUGUUCUUCUUAUUGUGCUAUGGAUUUGUUAAUCUAGCAUGUGCGCUGCAAACGAUUUUGAAAGCACCUAGUUGGCGACCGCGUUUUCGUUUUUAUCAUUGGAUUCUUUCUGUCAUAGGCGUCUUACUUUCCAUUUCGAUUAUGUUUAUUGCUUCAUGGUAUUUUGCUCUCGUUGCCAUGUUUAUUGCUAUCGUCAUAUACAAAUUUAUUGAGUAUAAAGGCGCGGAAAAGGAAUGGGGAGAUGGAAUACGUGGUUUGUCAAUGUCAGCAGCACGCUAUGCAUUGUUUCGUGUUGAUGAAGCUCCACCACAUACGAAGAACUGGCGUCCACAAUUACUUGCUUUCAUUAAUGUACAAAAGAACGAAGAUAAUGAAACGUAUACGUUACAUCACACGAGAGUAUUGAAUUUUCUUUAUCAAUUAAAAGCUGGUCGAGGUUUUGUUGUUGCAGCAAGCAUCUUAGAAGGAGAUUAUCUCGAAAAUUAUCAGCAUGUAGGACCCGUUCGUGAGUUACUGAAAGCUAGUAUGGCACAAGCAAAGGUACCAGGCUUUGCUGAAGUCUUAGCUGCGAAGGACAGUGAAGAUGGUAUCAGUGCAUUGAUUCAAACCGAAGGUUUAGGUGGUUUACGACCAAAUACCGUCGUUCUCUGUUGGCCGGUACAUUGGAAAAAAGAUUAUGACAGUUACACAGCCGAUGCAUUCAUUCGUACAAUUGCCAUUGCAGAGGCUCGUCAAUGUGCUGUCAUUGUUCCAAAAAACAUCGAUAGUUUUCCCGAUAACAAGAACAUUCAAGAUGGUACCAUUGAUAUCUGGUGGAUUAUUCAUGAUGGUGGUUUGCUUUUUCUUAUUGCUUUUCUUUUGAAACGCAAUAAAGUCUGGUCUCGUUGUCGUUUACGUUUAUUUACUGUCGCUCAACUUGAAGACAAUUCUGUCGAAAUGAAAAAAGAACUGGAACAAUAUAUGUAUCAAUUACGUAUCGAAGCAGAAGUUGAUGUCGUUGAAAUGGCUGACCAAGAAAUAUCCGCGUACGCUCAUGAAAGAACUUUGAAACUAGCGGAACGUGUUAAACUAUUGAAAGAUUUAAAAUUAGCUAAUAAAGAACUCCAACUUCAAGCAAUAGGAUUUGAACGUCGAACGAGCAAGCCUCAAAUUCUAAUGGAAACAAUGGUAGGUAAUCCGCAACAGCAGCAGCAGCGAAAGGCUAGUCUUGAAGAGAAAAACACUCAAUAUCAUUACACGUUCUCUCCCAAACAAUUAGACAAUUUGAAAAAGGAUGUAACUACAUCUUCCAUGCGUAAAAUGCAUUCAGCAGUUCGACUUAAUCGAGAGAUUGCUGAACGUUCCCGAGAUGCUAAACUAGUUCUUAUCAAUCUUCCAUCACCCCCAUCGAAACAAUCGAGUUUGGCCGCAUAUUCCUACAUGGAAUAUGUUGAUGUGUUAACCGAAGGCUUAGACCGUUUACUGUUAAUGCGCGGCAGUGGACGUGAAGUGAUCACAAUAUUUUCCUAA